UAAAAUUAGCUUCUUCUUUUUAGAGUUCUACUUUCACAAAAAAAGAAAAUCCUUUUUUUGCCAAGAAAGAAAAUCUUACAAAUGUUUUUUCUUCCAAUUUAAAUACUUUUAAAAUGUUAUUUUUUAAUAAAAAAGAAAUAAAAACAUACCAAAAACAAGUUCUAUGCCGUCAAGAGUUUUUAGAAAGGGGUUGUCGUUUAUUUCCUCGAAAGGAAAAGCGAAUGUCGUUUACAGAAAAACGACAAAUUUGAAAGGCAGAGGACAAAGAUAUCUGAAAAUUUCCCCUAGGUAUUAAAAUAAUGUUCCCUUCCAAUAAAUAUCAGUCCUAAACUCAAGCACACCCAUCUGUACUCCAUUUCUCUUCAUUUCUUCCUCUCUUUCUCUCAAACCUCGAACCUCCAAGGCCCAAAACUCAGUCUCAGACUCACCGCCUCUCCGAUCCCUCCUCGUCUUGGUUUAUGAGCUCGAAGGAGAGACCCACUCUCGGUGGUACGCGGAUUAAGACCCGCAAACGGAACAUAGCAGCGCCUCUGGACCCUGCAGCUUUUGCGGAUGCAGUGGUCCAGAUUUAUUUGGAUAAUGCUGGUGAUCUGGAAGCUAUUGCCAAGAGCAUCGAAUCUUCAGACCUUAACUUCUCUAGAUACGGUGACACCUUUUUUGAGGUGAUUUUCACUGGGGGUCGGACACAACCUGGAACAACAAAACCUGAUGAGGGGGAGCGUCACCCGUACUCUAUAUUAGAUUAUGAGGCCACACGUGAAGUCAUUUUACCAUCUGUUAUCUACAUACAGAAAAUUCUGAGACGGAGGCCAUUUCUCAUUAAAAACCUUGAAAAUGUCAUGCGAAAGUUCCUCCAGUCCUUGGAGCUUUUUGAGGAAAAUGAAAGGAAGAAGCUGGCAAUUUUUACUGCCCUUGCAUUCUCUCAGAAGCUAUCUGGUCUUCCACCGGAGACUGUGUUUCAGCCACUACUCAAGGACAAUCUUGUUGGCAAAGGGCUAGUCCUUUCAUUUAUUACUGACUUUUUCAAGGAGUACCUUGUUGAUAAUAGCCUCGAUGAUUUGAUUGCAAUUUUGAAACGAGGUAAAGUGGAGGAAAAUCUUCUCGAAUUCUUCCCAUCUGCAAAGCGCUCUGCUGAAGGCUUCUCUGAACAUUUCACUAAAGAAGGGUUGGUACCAUUGGUUGAAUACAACGAUAAGAAAAUAUUCGAGGUGAAGUUGAAGGAGAUGAAAUCUGCCUUGACAACCCAGAUAACAGAGGAAACUGAUAUAUCAGAAGUCAUAGAGACUGUGAAGCAGCGUGUGCGAGAUGCUAAACUACCUGAUAUUGAGGUGGUGCGAAUUUUGUGGGAUGUCAUAAUGGAUGCUGUUCAGUGGUCUGGAAAGAACCAGCAGCAGAAUGCUAAUUCAGCUCUUCGCCAGGUGAAAACAUGGGCGAAGUUGUUGAACGCCUUCUGUACGAGCGGGAAGCUCGAGUUGGAACUGAUUUACAAAGUUCAGAUGCAGUGCUACGAGGAUGCUAAGCUUAUGAAACUGUUCCCUGAAAUUGUAAGAUCCCUUUAUGACCAGGAUGUUCUUGCUGAGGAUACCAUUCUUCAUUGGUUCCGCAAAGGAACCAACCCCAAGGGCAGGCAAACUUUUGUGAAGGCCCUGGAGCCAUUUGUGAAUUGGCUGGAAGAAGCAGAAGAGGAGGAAUAGAAAGCAAGGCUAGGCCUUGUCUAGCUCUCUCGUUCUCUCUCUUGCUGUGAAGUAGCGUUCCCUUAUAUUUGCUGCUGCUGAGAUGUAAAACUCAUAAAAGAAAAUGUGUGCUGUGCUGUUGCUAUGACCCACUCUUAUGCUUUAUUAAUUUUGAAUAAUCAAGUCUACUUUUUGUUUUGCUUA
This is a messenger RNA of Cannabis sativa, 1877 nucleotides long. RefSeq lists its product as uncharacterized. Gene Ontology annotation, cellular component: membrane; cytoplasm. The record is from RefSeq and is a predicted model, not a curated record. Gene Ontology annotation, molecular function: protein binding. NCBI's taxonomy places the organism in Eukaryota, Viridiplantae, Streptophyta, Magnoliopsida, Rosales, Cannabaceae. Bases 459 to 1694 code for a protein of 411 amino acids. The transcript has 8 exons.